Messenger RNA from Austrofundulus limnaeus, 3097 nucleotides. Its product is annotated as D-aminoacyl-tRNA deacylase 2. Gene Ontology annotation, cellular component: cytoplasm. The record is from RefSeq and is a predicted model, not a curated record. Gene Ontology annotation, molecular function: D-aminoacyl-tRNA deacylase activity; sequence-specific DNA binding. Lineage: Eukaryota; Metazoa; Chordata; Actinopteri; Cyprinodontiformes; Rivulidae.
CUGCUGCCUAAAUUCUCCACGGAACCCCUUGCUACAAUUAGCCUGUUAUUUGGGCUAAAGUGAGCAGCUUUGGUGAAAGUCUGGACAGUUUUGUUUAAAGAUAAAGGAACUUUGCUUUACUCCAAGUUKUUCCGGUCAAACUCGGCUCCGUUCGUCCCGGAGGUUCGGCUGAAGUCGGUCUCGGUGUUUCGGGGAUUGUUGUUGACCGGACGGGAGCGGCUCCGAGGUCUCUUCUCGUCUCAUUUCUCCUCCAGAUGCCGUCGUUUGGGUUUCUGGACAGUUUGGAGCUUUUCUUGGAGGCAGGAAAGUUUCCURCUGAUGCCUCUAAGAGUUUAAAGAAGUCCCUCCGAGCUGCCAGCAAACGCUUCAUCUUUAAAGAUGGCUCUCUGUGGCGAUGCUAUCGAGGUCGCCUCCUCCGUGUGGUCCGAAGUGAACAGGAGGUGCGGGAGAUCCUGACCCGGUACCACAACAACAACAACCACGCGGGCCGGGAGCGGGUGGUGAGGGAGAUCAUGCUCAUGUACUACUGGGUGGGAGUGACGGAGACCGUGAAGAACUGGGUCAAGUCUUGCUCCRUUUGUCAGGAGCGGCCUCCUCAUCAGAACCAACCGGCGGUUCUGCUCUGCCUGGUCUACGGCUGCGACGCCUCCAGCUACGCCUUCCCUGAGCUCACCUUCCACAGGUUCCCUAAAGACGCGGAGCUGAGGAGGAAGUGGCUGGAAGUGGCUCAGAGGGACGAAGGCUCGCUGCGAGCCUCCUCCUACGUCUGCUCCCGACACUUUGAGCCCAGAUGUUUCUGUGUGAGUGAGGACGGCCUGCUGACCCUGUCCCCAGACUCUGUCCCCACCGUCCUGCCUGUCAGGGUGCAGGGCACCGAGGUCCCUGAGCCCACAGACCAGGACUUCCUUCAGUCCAACACCUGGAAGGAGGAGCUGACUCAGGCUGCAGCUGCAGCUGCAGGGACUGCAGAGCCCAGCGAGCGGACCCCCUCCCUCUCGGAGCUGUUYGAGGGCCGGCUGCAGGAACACCAGUACUGCAUCCCGGGUCCGGCUCCGGACUCCAGAGCGACCCAGGUGGUGACGGCCAGCAGGAUGACGUAUGUCCAGACCAACUUCGUCACCUACAGCCAUAUAGCCAGGUUUCCUCUCCACAACCUGCCGGUUCUGGCUCAGUGGAUGAUGGCGGUGGGUCGGGUCCACUGGCACCCUCGCCUCUGGUCCUCCAUUUGUUCGUCCCAUUUCAGCGAGGACUGCUUCGACCGCAUCGGGGACAAGGUCACGCUCCGUCCAGACGCCGUGCCCACGCUCAACAUCCACGGAGACGCAUCGAACCCAGCCGGAGGUCCGGCCCAGCAGCUGGUGGGGGAGGAGGCCUUCUUUGCCAAGUACGACGCUGUGGAGCUGUACCUGAGUCGCCGCACCUAUCCUCCUGGACUCACCUACGUGGAGAAGAACACGUUCAGGAGGUUCUGCAAGAAGUACACCAUCAUAGAUGACCGGCUCCACUUCAUGAACGGGGACCGGGUCCAGCUGGUCCUGAGGAACCGGCAGCAGGUGGAGGCGGCCCUGGUGGAUUUUCACGACGAGCUCAACCACCUGAACGUCAACAAGUGUCUCCGUCUGCUCAACGAGAGGUACUUCUGGAAGACCAUGAAGUUUGACGUGAUGGAGUGGAUCAACAACUGCUCCCAGUGCAGCCUGAAGGUGGUGAAGAAAGCAGAGCGGUCCCAGGUGCUGCUCCAGACGCUCAGGUCUCCAGGUCCAGAAUCAGACAGCAGUGGACGGGAUGAGGACAGCGAGGACGCAUGUGAUGAUGAUGAUGAUGAAGAUGAAGAUGAUGAUGAAGAUGAUGGUGAUGAUGAAGAUGAAGGGUGGGGGGGAGGUGGUGAGACGGAGGAGCAGCAGGUGAUUGAGUCAGUAGAAGAAAUGUCCCAACAAGCCCCUCCCCCAUCUGAUCCUCAGCCCAGAAUCCCCAUCCUGAUCCACCUGAGAACUCCUAACAGCCUUCAGCCCAACACCUCGGUGCUCCUGCAGCCCCGGGUCCCCAGCCAACCCGUGGUGGCCCAGUUCUGGCCCGUCAAUGCGGGGACACCUGCCCCACCUGAAACCCCUCCACAGGGUCAGCCCGGGAACCAGACUGAGGGAGGCCCGCAGACGACCCAACCCGAGGAGCAGAGAGGAACCGGGAGCUUCAUCCAAUCACAGGACGCAGCCACGCCCCUCACAGAGCCACGCCCCCCACCGUCGCAGCAUCAGCCUCAGAGCGAUGGGAAACGAAAGACCAAGAAACCCUCAGAACCUCCGACCCAGCACAGCGACAGGCCUCCUGCAAAGCAAAGGAGAACAUCCAGGGCAGAACCUGGAGAGGCGGGCAGCUCCGGUCUGGACCCAGUGGUGGCCCCCAGCACCAAACCCUGGCCCGUCUUCACCAUCGCCGACUCUGCGCUGGGGCAGCCAGCACAUCCGGACCUCCAACAGGAUGGCAGCCCAGCUGUGUUCCACAAGUCCAGGAAGCUCCAGGCCCGGACCGUGGUCCAGCAGUGCAGCCAUGCCAAGGUCKAAGUCAAGCCGGCUGUAGAUGGUGCCGACCCCGAGUGGGCCGAGAUCCAGCAGGGCAUGGUGGUGUAUGUGUGUUUCUUCCAUGGAGCCACUGAGCAGCUCAUGUAUGAAGUCGCCAAGAAGCUGAUGAGCACCAAGUUGUUCAGGAGAGAGCGGCACAUGMUGUCGGUCCUGGACCUCCCGGGCAGCGUGCUCCUGGUCCCGCAGGACUCCCUGCUGGGCCAGCCGCUGCCCAACAGGAGGGUCCAGUUCAAAGGUGGCUGUGAGGUGUGGCAGGGGGCCCGGCUCUUCUCCACCCUGGUGUCCGCCUGCAAGGAGCUCCAGGCCGGGUCCACCAAGAGCCUUCAGACGGGUCAGAGGGUCCAGUACGGAGUCUACGGACAGAAACAAGAGAUGGUCCUGGUCUCUGAGGAGCCUCUGUCCCUGCUGCUGGAGUUCUGACCUGGUCCUGGACUCUGAGGACUCUGUGACCCCCCUACAAGGACCACUUGUUAAUGGAAGUGAAUGUCUCUGCACAGGAAGGUUUUUAUCCUGCAGGA